AUGUCUCUCGGAAAGAAGGCCACUCUUAACACCGGUGCUGAGAUCCCCCAGCUGGGAUUCGGUACUUGGCAAUCUGCCCCCGGUCAGGUCGGUGAGGCUGUCUACGAGGCCCUGAAGGCCGGUUACCGCCACCUGGAUCUUGCCACCAUCUACCAGAACCAGGUCGAGGUUGCUGCCGGUAUCAAGCGCGCCUACCAGGAUGUCCCCGGACUGAAGCGUGAGGAUCUUUUCAUCACCUCCAAGCUGUGGAACAGCCAGCACCGUCCCGAGGUCGUUGAGGCCUCUCUGGAUGCCUGCCUUGCUGAGCUUGAGCUCGACUACCUUGACCUUUACCUCGUUCACUGGCCCGUCGCUUUCCAGAAGGGCGAGUCUUACUUCCCCCUGGUUGAGGGCAGCAAGGUUGAGGGUGGUGAUGUUAUCAUUGAUGACGGUGUCUCCAUCGUCGACACCUGGAAGGCCAUGACCAAGCUCCCCAAGAGCAAGGCCCGCGCCGUCGGUGUCUCCAACCACACUAUCCCUCACCUCGAGGCCAUUAUUAACGGCACUGGCGUUGUCCCUGCUGCCAAUCAGAUCGAGCGUCACCCUGUCCUGCAGAGCAACGACCUGAUCGAGUACUGCCAGAAGAAGAACAUUCACAUCACCGCUUACUCCGCCUUCGGUAACAACAUGCUUAACAUCCCUCUCCUGAUCACCCGCCCCGAGGUCAAGGAGGUCGCCGAGUCCGUCUCCAAGCGCACUGGCACCCAGGUCACCGGUGCCCACGUCAUCCUCGCCUGGUCCCAGGUCAACGGUGGCAGUGUCAUCCCCAAGUCGGUGACUCCCUCGCGUAUUCGCGACAACUUCAAGGAGGUUGAGCUCACUGCCGAGGAGAUCGCCAAGGUCAACGCCCUGGGUGCUAACCGUCGCCGCUACAACACUCCUUAUACUGCCAACAAGCCCCGCUGGAACAUCAACAUCUUCGGCGAGGAGGAGGAGAAGCCUGCCGACCACAAGGUCAUCCUGUAA
Molecule: messenger RNA, 1005 nt
Organism: Penicillium waksmanii
Lineage: Eukaryota; Fungi; Ascomycota; Eurotiomycetes; Eurotiales; Aspergillaceae
Gene: akr1
Product: putative aldehyde reductase (AKR1)
Exons: 9
Coding region: 1-1005 (334 amino acids)
Cellular component (GO): cytosol
Molecular function (GO): aldose reductase (NADPH) activity
Source: RefSeq, a predicted model, not a curated record